Daphnia pulicaria is the source of this 3023-nucleotide messenger RNA. RefSeq names its product long-chain-fatty-acid--CoA ligase 5-like. The coding region runs from base 163 to 2253 and encodes 696 amino acids. The record is from RefSeq and is a predicted model, not a curated record. Lineage: Eukaryota; Metazoa; Arthropoda; Branchiopoda; Diplostraca; Daphniidae. Gene Ontology annotation, biological process: long-chain fatty acid metabolic process. Gene Ontology annotation, molecular function: long-chain fatty acid-CoA ligase activity. Gene Ontology annotation, cellular component: membrane; endoplasmic reticulum. The transcript has 9 exons.
AAAAUGGCUGUGUUAAUAGUGUCUAUCCAACCUUCGUUGUUUCCCGUUCUUUUACAUCACCGGAGUUCCCGACAGCGUUUCUUACAUCCCAUACAAACAGUUUACUGUGCCGGAAUAUAAUUGACACUGAAUGUUACUGAUAGUUGCUGGAAAGUUUACAUCAUGUUUUCUUCGGAUUCAGAAUUAAUUUUCACAGGGUCAGAUGAGGAACAAUAUUUUGAUUUCAUUACCGGGGCGGCCGGCCUUUUGGCAGUGGCCGGAGUCGGAGUGGCUGCAGCUUCUGCGUACAAUUGGAUCAACAAACCUAAACCAUCACAGUUGCCUUUCGAGUUGGACAACCAGACUUUAGUCGAGGGCCCAGAAUUUAUCCAUUACUCCCAUUUCUCUAAACAAGGAAAUGCAAUCAAGUUAAUUAGCUACAUCUACGAGGAUGCCAAGACCCUCUACGAUGGCUUCCGGCGCGGAGUGCGAGUCUCUAACAACGGACCCUGUUUGGGAUGGAGAGAGGGCCCGACCGACGAGUACCAAUGGCUCAACUACCAAGAAAGUUUGUUGCGUGCUCAAAAUUUCGGCUCCGGUUUAGUGGCCCUUGGUCUUCGACCUGGUCCCGAGACUCUGGUUGGCAUCUACUGUCAGAAUUGCCCCGAAUGGGUACUCAGCGAAUAUGGUCUCUACAGCUUCUCCAUGGUCAUUGUGCCCCUAUACGACACGCUGGGACCCGACGCCUGUCGCUACAUUAUUAAUCAAACCGAAAUGUCGCUAGUUAUCUGCGACAAUGAGGAAAAAUGCAAAUUGUUACUCAAUAAACCUCCCGACUGCCUCAAACAACUGGUCCACAUCAAACCCAUCUCGAAAGAGACGGUUGAAUUGGCCAAACGUAAAAACAUCAACAUAUUGAGCUUCGAAUGUGUCCAGAGAAUUGGCGCUGAAAGGAAACACACUCCCAUGCCACCCAAACCUGAGGACUUGUGCACCAUUUGCUACACUUCCGGAACAACUGGGAACCCCAAAGGUGUUAUGCUGACGCACGAAAACGUAGUCUCGAACGCCAGCUCCGUCCUGCUCCAAUUGGGUGACGAGAAACCCAAUAAAACAGACGUCAUGAUCUCCUUCCUCCCCUUGGCCCACAUGCUGGAACAUAUUUCCCAUGUAGGUGUCUUCAUGGGGGGAGGAGCUAUCGGUUUCUUUAGUGGCAAUAUCGCCAAUUUCAUGGAUGACAUGAUCGCCCUUAAACCUACAAUUAGCCCGGCCGUCCCUCGUCUAUUCAACCGCAUUUACGACAAGGUCCAAAGUGGCCUGAGCCAUUCGCCGCUGAAGCGCUUCCUCUUGAACGCGGCCCUCAGCUCCAAGGAAACCGACCUCCGACGUGGAAUCGUGGGGAAAAACACUGUCUGGGAUAAACUUGUUUUGAAGAAAGUUCAAGACAGCAUGGGCGGACGCAUCCGAUUGAUCAUUGUCGGUUCAGCUCCACUAGCUGGAGCUGUCUUGAAUUUUAUGCGUUGCGCCCUGGGCUGCAUCAUCCUGGAAGCUUACGGACUGACGGAAUGUGCUGCCCCCACCACUCUCAGCGUUCACGGAGACUAUACUACAGAUCAUGUUGGUGCGCCGCUACCAUGCUGCGCAAUUAAACUGAUUGACGUACCCGAUAUGAAUUAUUACGCCGCCAGUGGCUGCGGAGAAAUUUGUAUCAAGGGCACCAAUGUCUUUAAAGGUUAUUUUAAGGAACCGGAGAAGACCAAAGAGACUUUAGAUAAGGACGGUUGGCUUCACACUGGUGACAUCGGCACCUUUUUGGACAAUGGAACGCUUAAAAUCAUCGAUCGCAAGAAAAACAUCUUCAAGCUGUCCCAAGGCGAAUACAUUGCCCCCGAAAAGAUUGAGAGUAUUUAUAUCAAAAGCCAAUACGUGUCGCAGGCCUUCGUUCACGGCGAAAGCCUCAAGUCUUGCACGGUUGGAGUCAUCGUGCCAGACGUGGAAAGCGUCAAACGUUAUGCGGAAGAGCGCGGUAUUCCCGGUGCCCAUUCAGUCCUCUGCAACAUGCCUGAAAUCAAGCAGCUUAUCAUGAACGACAUCACAGAUCUGGGGAAAAAAGGCGGUCUGAAAUCCUUCGAACAGGUCAAAGAUAUCUACUUGCACCCAGACGCCUUCUCCGUGCAGAAUGGCUUGUUGACACCGACACUCAAGUCUAAACGCUCUGAACUUCAUUCCUUCUUUAAAUCCCAACUCGAGUAUGUGUACCGCAAAUUCAACUAGGAACGAAACCGCACCGACUGUCUGGUUAUCAGUUGGGGCGUUUACGUAAUCAUAUUUGUAGUACAAUAUUGUAUUUUACCAUAUAAAUCUAAUAAUAUUGCUCACCCUAUAUCGUAUGGAAAUCUGUAUCUCAUACUGACUAAUUUUCUUUUUCUCUAGUAUUUUGAAAGACCCUUUGUAAUUUAGACUUUGCUCUAAGAUUAAAUCCCCCCCCCCCCCCCGAAAACAGUCCAAGAAAGAUUUGCCCUUUUAGCACAAAACAUGGUCAGCAUACGAUAUGAGCAAAGACGGCAAUCUGUUUGAUGUACUAAACAUUUUUUAAAAUUAGAAUAACUUUCAGCUUAGCUUUUGGUGUUAUUGAAGCAUGCUCUUCUUUGCCAUAAGCGUUGAUAUUGGAUACAUUUUCCUUGUGGACCCCAAAUAAUGAAUUAACCAAAAACGAGAGCAUGCGUUUCUCAUAUUACUAAAAAAAAAGUCGAUUAAAAGAAGAUUUAUCUUUCCUGUCCUAUUAUCUUCUUUCCUUCUAUUUUCUUCAAAAGUCUAAAAUGACCGGCCCCAAUGACCCAUCCAACUCCCAAGUUGCCAAGUUUAUAUCAACGUACAUCUCGCGAUAGUUGUUUGGCUCGCAAGAAAACUAAAGUCGGGGGAAUUCGAAGAAUGUAAUUCCCAAAAAACCAUUCACGUGAACAGUAUUUAUGGGAGACGGUAUUUUUCGCGAUAGCAAUUAAGUGAUGUCAAGUAUUUCUAAAAGUUUCCCAAAUAACGUUUUU